Aethina tumida (small hive beetle) is the source of this 1415-nucleotide messenger RNA. Its product is annotated as zinc finger and BTB domain-containing protein 14-like. Gene Ontology annotation, cellular component: nucleus. Lineage: Eukaryota; Metazoa; Arthropoda; Insecta; Coleoptera; Nitidulidae. The coding region runs from base 386 to 1240 and encodes 284 amino acids. The record is from RefSeq and is a predicted model, not a curated record. Gene Ontology annotation, biological process: regulation of gene expression. The transcript is spliced from 4 exons.
CUUUGGGUAAUUUAAUUGUUAUUAUACAUUUUUAUAGUUCCACCCUUUAUUAUAACAAUAUUAUUACUUCAGAUCUUAUAAUUGGCGCCAACUAAAUACAUUUAUUUUAUUCAUUUUAUUUAUGAAAGCAACCCGAUUCACACAUUUGUAAAAUACUUCAGUGCUAUUGCAACGAACUCCUGAAAUGCAACUGGAUUUUGCAUUGUGAGGCGGCCUUUGCCAAUAAUAUGAAAUAGGAAUAUAUAUAUAUUUAUUCUUGAGUGUUUACUUGUAAAAAUGGUCACAUAUGCAAAUAUUAGCAAGUUGAUUUAUUAAAAUGAACUAGAAAAAUAUUUAAUCUAAUUGUUACAAUGGAUUUUUAUUAUAAAAUAUAAUAUAGAACAGCAUGAUGGACAUUUCAGCAAUAUGGAACCAAGUUUUAUUAAACGCCUGUGGGGUCCGAUUUCAACAAAACGUCCCAGGCAUAAUUAUUUCCCAAGAGUCUCUACCACUUAUCCCAGUAUCACACAAUGCUUUACUUUAUCAGACCCAUAAUGUUAAAAUAGAAGAUAAUGAAAGUGAAAGUGGUAGUGAAAUUGAAGAUGACAACCAAAGAGACAUCAACGAUAACUGUGAAACAUUCGACAAGACUGAAAUCAUCGAAACCCUUAAAGAAGACUCCCUAAACAAGGACACAGAACAGGAUACUGAAGAGUUUAAUGAAACAAUUAGUAAAUUAGAGACUGACAAAACAAAAAUAAAGGGAAGAAGUAAAAAGAUUAAUAGAACCAGAUUUUCAAGGGAGGAAUACGUUUGCCCACAAUGCCCAUACAGAUGCACAACAGAAAAUGCUUUUAUCAAACACCUAAGAUUCUGCGACUCGUCCGACAAGAAACCAUUCAGCUGUCCAGUCUGUGGCAAAGACAGAAAAUCGGAGCAGUCCCUGCAAAUCCAUCUUAUGAAGCACAAGUUGGGGAAGCAGUUCUGUUGUGAUCUAUGUAAAUUUAAGAGCGUCCAAUUAAAAAAGAUAAUUCAGCACAGACGUAUGCAUACAGGAGAGAAGCCACAUCUGUGCCCCCACUGCACCUACAGGUCAUCAAGGAGAGACAACUUAAGGUCCCACGUUCGUAGAGUUCACAAAGAAGAAGACUUAAUUGCGGACACGUUUUCGCCUAGCAGUAUGGUUAAAUCUCCCAGGAGAUAUAAUUCAAACGCCAAUAUGAUUCAACCUGAUGUUGUGCCAAGCAAAAAGUUAAUAUGAAUUCGCCUUCCAGGUUUUUUUGGGUCAAAUUUAUUUGUCAUACAAAUUUAAUUGAUGCAAUUAUUUUAUUUAUAACUUACAAGUACAUCAUCAAGAGUAUUUUGGAUUAUUAUCCUACAUUUUUGACAUUAAUGGAAUAAUUUCAAUAACAGGAAUAUUAAAAUUGUUUGUGUUA